This is a messenger RNA of Aureococcus anophagefferens, 4218 nucleotides long. RefSeq lists its product as hypothetical. Gene Ontology annotation, biological process: cilium-dependent cell motility; mRNA processing; mitotic cytokinesis. Gene Ontology annotation, cellular component: mitotic spindle; axoneme. The record is from RefSeq and is a predicted model, not a curated record. The coding region runs from base 1 to 4218 and encodes 1405 amino acids. NCBI's taxonomy places the organism in Eukaryota, Pelagophyceae, Pelagomonadales, Pelagomonadaceae. Gene Ontology annotation, molecular function: zinc ion binding; cysteine-type deubiquitinase activity; alpha-tubulin binding. The transcript has 2 exons.
AUGGACCUGCCGCCCGGCCUCGCGUCGUCCUCCGGCCCGCCGGGCCUGCACUGCCCGCCGGCCAAGAAGGCGCGCACGGACGGCCUGCCUUCGUGGCGGUGCCCCUACCUCGACACGAUCAACCGCCACCUCCUCGACUUCGACUUCGAGAAGGUCUGCUCCCAGUCGCUGACGAACCAGAACGUCUACAGCUGCCUCGUCUGCGGCAAGUUCUUCCAGGGCCGCGGGCGCCACACGCACGCCUACACGCACAGUACGCAGACGGGCCACCACAUGUUCAUCAACCUCGAGACGUGCCGCAUCUACUGUCUGCCCGAGAACUACGAGGUCGUCGACAGCUCGCUCGACGACGUCGUGCGGUGCCUGCGCCCCGUCUUCGGGCCCGAGCGCAUCGGCGCGCUCGACGGCACGACGACGCUGGCCCGCGACGUCCACGGCGUCGCCUACCUGCCGGGCUUCUGCGGCCUGAACAACCUGAAGAAGACGGACUACGUCAACGUCGUCGUGCACGCGCUCGCGCACGUCGCGCCGCUGCGCGACUUCUUCCUGCGGCCGGAGAACUACGCGCACUGCCCGGCGCCCCUCGUGCACAAGUUCGGCGAGCUGCUGCGCAAGCUCUGGAGCCGGGACAACUUCAAGUCGGUCAUCUCGCCGCACGAGCUCGUGCAGGAGAUCACCGUCGCGUCGAAGCUGCGCUUCCAGAUCGGCGAGACGUCCGACGCCGCGGAUUUCCUGGUGUGGUUCCUCAACGAGCUCCACCGGAGCUUGGGGGGCACGCGGAAGCGCGGGUCGUCGGUGAUCCACGACGCGUUCCAGGGCGACGUCCGCGUCGAGACGCUGAGCCGGCGCACGCACCUGACGAAGCGCGACGAGGCCGACGUCGACGACACGGCCGUGUCCGCCGAGGCCCAGGGCUGGAAGCGCGACGAGCGCGACCUGCCGUUCCUCUACCUGACGCUGGACGUCCCCGCGACGCCGCUCUUCAAGGACACGCAGGGCGGCAACAUCGUGCCCCAGAUCCCCCUCUUCGACGUGCUCACGAAAUACAACGGCGUCAAGCUUUCGGAUUCUGUCAAGUCGGGCGUGCAGUCGCGCAAGCGCUACGUCAUCCGCCGCCUGCCCAAGUACCUCAUCUUCCACUUCGCGCGCUUCACGAAGAACAACUUCGCCGACUCGGAGAAGAACCCGACCAUCGUCCACAUCCCCGUCAAGGAUUUGGAGCUCAGGGACCAGUUCGCCCUCGAGGGCGAGGCCGCGGCCGAGGGCGCCAAGACCAAGUACGACCUCUGCGCGAACGCGUGCCACGACCUGCCCAUGGGCCUCAACAAGGACCAGCGCGCGGACCCGCUCCAGCACGGCACCUACCGCGUCCACGUCCGCCAGGCCACGUCGGACCAGUGGUACGAGAUCCAGGACCUCCACCGCGCGGCCAUGUACUACGACAACCCCGGCGGGCGGCCGCAGUCGGCGCACAUGACGCGCACGGGCUCGCGCACGGGCUUCGGCCAGCGCGAGUCCAUCGGGAACCCGCUGAACCUGUCGCUGGGCCGCAUCCGGCCCAUGAGCGCGAGCACGAGCCGCACGUCCUUCGUGCCCGGCGCGUCGGCGAAGAGCGACCACAGCGCGCCGCCGCCGCCCAUGUACGCCAAGGAGGAGCCCCAGGUGCAGAGCGGCUACUUCGUGCCCGCGCGCGAGGCCGGCGCGAGCCUCCGGUUCUUCGCGUACUUCGAGGAGCCCAUCCUGCAGUACAACUCGCGGUCCGUGCCCUACCACACGAACCGCAUCCACAAGUGCAUCAUCACCUUCCACCCCAAGGACGCCACCGUGGGCGUCGACGAGCCCAAGGUCCGCAACAGCGGCUACAUGCAGGGCAAGCUGCUCAAGCGGUCGCACGUCAAGCACCCGGACGGCCGCAAGUUCACGCCCGGCGACUUCGUCAUCGGCGAGGAGGUGACCAUCUUCGGCCGCACCUUCACCAUCGUCGACGCCGACCUGGGCACGCGCCGCGUCUACGAGCGCGCGUACGGCGAAGCGCUCGGCCCCGCGCUCGACAUGCCCGACGACGGCUUCGCCGCGGAGCGCGCGCGGUCCGAGAUCAAGUACAAGCAGGCGGGCCAGGACAUCGAGCGGCCGACGUCGGCGCCGGCCAUGCGGAGCCAGCGGAGCGCGACCGUCGCCGGCCACGAGGUGCUCCGCUUCUUCUGCGCGUACCAGGACGACCGCCGCGACGGCGACCGCGACCGCCGCUACACGAUGCACUACUUCUGCACGGACGACACCAUCGAGAUCAAGGAGGUGGCCACGGAGGGCGUCCAGCGCUUCCCCAAUUUGCUGCGCCGGUCGCGGCUCCCGAAGGAGGCGUUCUGGAACCCGGACAACCCGCUCGUCGACAACAACGAGCCGCGGCAGGUGAACUGGAAGGAUUUGAAGUGCGGCGGGUCGCUGUUGGUCUGGGGGCGGCCGCUCCUCAUGCUCUCCUGCGACCGGUCCACGGAGGCCUGGUACCAGAAGCGCGGCAUCACGCAGGAGCCGUUGCAGAUCGCGCCGGACGACGGCGACAAGUUCCCGCAGACGCUGCCGCCCUUCAACGGCUACGGCGCGGAGAACGACCUCUACGCCAUGGGCCUGUCGCUCCAGCCGCGCGUCAUCAAGUCGACGCAGCAGGACUACCAGCGCUUCAUCAAGGCGGACAACAAAGUUCUACGCUUCGAGUGCGUCUUCGGGCACCGCGGCGUGUCCGAGCUCGACAAGAAGCGGUCCUUCGUCGUCAACUACCACCUGGGCGACGACACGAUCAUGGUCUACGAGCCGCCCGUGCGCAACAGCGGCCUCGAGGGCGGCGUCUUCCUCAGCCGCGGCCGCUACAAGAAGCACAUCCCGGACCAGCGGUCCAUCGGCAAGAAGGGCGCGGGCUCCGUGCUCUCGCGCUGGCUCCGGCCCGCCGACUUCUUCGACGGCAACAUCGUCUCCUUCGAGGCGCCGGCGACGGGGCGGCUGCUCCAGACGUUCCGCGUCGUCCGCGCGGACGACUACACGAAGCGCGUCGAGGAGGAGAAGAAGCUCGCCGCGGGGUCCAAGCACGCCAUCAUCCUCGAGCAGCUCGCGGAGAAGCUCUGCGCCGCGCGCAUCCAGGUGCGGAGUACCUUCGCGGACCGCGACGCCGCGAAGACGCGGACGCUGCCCGAGGCCGACUUCAAGAAGGCCGUCGAGGACAUGGAGCAGCAGUCCCUCGCGCUCACGCGGGGGUCCAAGACCGUCGACGACGACGUCUUAGGCCAGCUCUGCUGGGCCUACGGCGAGCCGGGGCCCGGCGGCGACGUCGUCGUCCGCUACGACGACUUCGUCGACGCCUUGGUGCUCGCGGCGCCCAUGCCCAAGGUCCCGGAGCGCACGGCGUCGUCGACGACGACCGUGACGUCGCGGGCGCUGGAGAAGGAGCUCGUGACGGCCCUGCGGCUCCAGAUCGGCGAGGCGAACGCGGGCAACGGCCUGCUCCGCGCGUCGUUCCGCGCGGAGGACCGCGACGGCCACGGCACGGUGGACGGCGACGCCUGGUUCCGCGUGCUGCGCAAGCACAAGCUCCACGGCGUGCUGAGCCGCGCCGAGGCGAACACGCUCAAGCAGCGCUACACGGAGCCGUCCAUGCUCCACGCGGGCGUCGAGUACGAGCGGCUCUGCGACAAGGUCUACGAGGGCGACUUCUCCGACUACAUGGCGGCUUUACUCAUGAUCCUGCCGGAGCGCGGCGACAUCGGCGCCGUCGACCUCGACAAGUACCGCGAGCACCUCACGGGCGGCAACAAGAUCCCGACCGUGCGCAACUACCUCGACAAGGUCAACGUGACCAUGCGCGACUGCGACGGCGACGUCCAGAAGAAGCUCAAGAACUGCCUCCGGGCCUUUUCCUCCGCCUUCGGCCGCAACCACCGCAAGAAGAUGCUCCGCAAGCACCUCAUGGCCUUCGACGUGUCCAACACGGGCACGUGCCACCGCGACGAGUUCGUCGGCUCCGUGAAGCGCAUCAUCGACGACGGCUACUGCGAGCUCGACACGCGCGAGCAGACGCUGCUAUUCCAGCACAUCUUCCCCCACCCCUGGACGCGACAACCGACGGACACGCUCCUGACGAUGCUCGUGUCGCGCGACGUCAAGGGCGUCAUGCGCAUGCACCAGGCCGCCAUGAAGCAGGAGGAGGACCCCCGCUUCCUCUUCCGAUGA